Molecule: messenger RNA, 1034 nt
Organism: Clonostachys byssicola
Lineage: Eukaryota; Fungi; Ascomycota; Sordariomycetes; Hypocreales; Bionectriaceae
Source: the annotation of a GenBank genome assembly
AUGAGGCGCUUCGUCACAGCCGUUGUUUUGAGUAUUGGGUUUGGAACCAAGAUCGACAGGGACAGCGAUCGGUUUAUUCAGAUUGCAACGAAUGCAAGCUACGCUUUCGGCCAUGAGCGGGCACCGGGUAGUACCCCUGUGGACUUCUUUCCGAUACUGAAGAAUCUGCCGAUGCUGUUCCACGACAGAUCGCUUAGGUUUGUGCGCGAGUGGCGCUUUGCCAUUCGAAAUCUGCAUGGUGAGCCUUACGAGGCAGUCUUGGAGUCACAUGAGAGGACAUAGUCCCUAAUCCAAACCCUUCUUGACCAGAGACAGGGUCAACUGGAGGAAGGAGAGCUCCCGAGCUAUCGGUCGAUGACAUAAGGAGCGGCUGCGGCCGUGUAUGCGGCUGGCCAGGAUACGACCUGGAGCACGCUCAUUGUCUUCAUAUUUACCAUAGCACUACACCCUGAGAUCCAGGACAGGGCGCAGCACAUGCUAGACCAAGUGGUUGGGAGAGAAAGGCUUCCGACAUUUGACGACCGGGAGAGCCUUCCAUACUUGGAUUACAUCGUCCAGGAUACACUGAGGUGGUGUCCAGUGUCGCGAUCGGGGUCCCUCACCGGUCGCUGGAGGCUGAUGUGUACGAAGGCUACUUUAUCCCAGCUGGUUCACUCGUGUAUGCCAGCGCGAGAGCCAUGCCGCAUGACAGCAGAGUCUACAGCAAUGUGGACGAGUUUGACCCGGACAGAUUCCUCCCAACAGCCGAGGGUGGGAGGGGCGAGCCGUUGCCUGCUGGGCAGUUUGGCUUUGGGCGCAGAGUCUGCGUGGGGAAGCAUGUGGCCGAGGCCACUGUCUGGAUUGUCAUCGCAUGCAUGCUCAGCACGAUGCGGAUUGAACAAGCCAGGGACGGUGCCGGGAGAGAGCUUGAGCCUCAAGUCGAGUUGACGAAUGGGCUCACGAGCCAUCCGAAGAAACUCCCAUGUCGGAUCGUGCCGCGGGAUGGCCGAAGCAAGUCUGCCAUCGAUCUGAGGCUAUGCUCAGCGAGGACGUAG